AGAAGGUUAUGUGACCAUCACCACAUGUUAACAUGAUGUUUUGCACGCUAUUGUAGAUCCAGGGUAAGAGAGAAAGAUAGAGUUAGAGAAAUCAGCUGUGAAUGUGAAUUGGUUUCGUGUUUGAUCAGAUAUUCAGAAUACGUAAUUAAUUGAGUUUGAAAAUAAAUAUAUUUUAAUGGAGAAUUCUUGUGAUCAUCACGAUGAAGAUAAAUUCCUAGCAUCAAAAACAUGGAAUAAAAUAAUUGAUUCAGCUUCAAAGAUAGGAUAUAGAGAAGGUAUUGAAGAUGGUUCUUCCACAGUUUUUCAAGAUGGUUUUGACAGAGGUUAUAGAGAUGGUUUUAAAACAGCAUUUCUCUUAGGCACUUACAAAGGUAUUUCUGAUCAAUUAACAAAAAAAUUGAAACAUCCAGAAGAAAUAGAAAAUAUUUUAUCAGAUACCAAAAAAAGUGUAUGCUACUUGUGCGAAACACAAAGUUCUGCAGAUAAAUCUUCAGAGUCGAUUGUUGAAGUUGAGAACUGUCAAAGUGAACAUUACAAUAAAAUCUCAAAAAUCUUGCAAGACUAUUUUGAUCCUAUAUUAAAAGUAAAUAGUAUUAAUCCUAGUAUGUUAAAUGUGCAUACUUGAUUUUAUAA
This is a messenger RNA of Phymastichus coffea, 633 nucleotides long. RefSeq lists its product as uncharacterized. Bases 176 to 625 code for a protein of 149 amino acids. The transcript is spliced from 2 exons. The record is from RefSeq and is a predicted model, not a curated record. Lineage: Eukaryota; Metazoa; Arthropoda; Insecta; Hymenoptera; Eulophidae.